Molecule: messenger RNA, 706 nt
Organism: Nanorana parkeri
Lineage: Eukaryota; Metazoa; Chordata; Amphibia; Anura; Dicroglossidae
Product: riboflavin-binding protein-like
Exons: 5
Coding region: 1-705 (234 amino acids)
Cellular component (GO): external side of plasma membrane
Molecular function (GO): riboflavin transmembrane transporter activity; riboflavin binding; signaling receptor activity
Source: RefSeq, a predicted model, not a curated record
AUGAGGUCUCUGGUGGCCGCAUUAUCUCUGGUCCUCCUAUCUGCAGUAUACUGCAAGCAUGGCUGCCUGAAGGGGACUCAUCACAAGGCGGCCCCGGGCCCUGAGACUGGCAUGCAGGCCUGUCACCUCUACGCCAACUCCUCGUGCUGUCAUUCCAACUUCACCGAGAAGAUUUCCCCAUCUCCACUGAUACAGAUCGAUCAUUUCUACUGGAACAGAUGUGGGAACCUCAGCAAGCUCUGCGAGGAUUAUAUGAAGAAGAUCGAGUGUUUCUAUCAGUGCUCCCCGCUGACCGCGCACUGGGCGCACCCCAACAUCUCAGUGGCCAUCCAGAGCGUGCCGCUGUGCCGGAACUUCUGCGACGGCUGGUUUGAAGCAUGCCGGGCGGAUUUGGUUUGUGCGCACAACUUCAUCACUGACUGGACGUACGAUGAGAGCGGAAACCAGUGUAAGAAUGACUGCGUCCCCUACAGCAAGAUGUUUGCGAAUGGGACGGACUUGUGUGAGAGCGCCUGGGGAUCCUCGUUCGUGGUCAGCACUUCUCCAUGUCGCUGUCUGGACAUGACGGAGACGGACAGCAAUGUCGUCAAGUACAUCCUGGAGGGGGAGCACUCAGAGGAGAGCGGAGAAGAACAGGCCUGUAAGCCCCGCCUCCAGGGGCCCCCAAGAAAAAAGGAUCCGGACCAGGAUGAUGAGGAUGACUGAA